AGUUUAUUUAAAAUAUAAUAGACGCGCGGCCGGCAAGCGCACUCAAAAGACGCGCUCAAGUUUAUUUAAAAUAUAGACGCGCGGCCGGCAAGCGCACUCAAAAGACGCGCUCAAGUUUAUUUAAAAUAUAAUAGACGCGCGGCCGGCAAGCGCACUCAAAAGACGCGCUCAAGUUUAUUUAAAAUAUAAUAGACGCGCGGCCGGCAAGCGCACUCAAAAGACGCGCUCAAGUUUAUUUAAAAUAUAAUAGACGCGCGGCCGGCAAGCGCACUCAAAAGACGCGCUCAAGUUUAUUUAAAAUAUAAUAGACGCGCGGCCGGCAAGCGCACUCAAAAGACGCGCUCAAGUUUAUUUAAAAUAUAAUAGACGCGCGGCCGGCAAGCGCACUCAAAAGACGCGCUCAAGUUUAUUUUAAAUAUAGACGCUCGGCCGGCAAGCGCACUCAAAAGACGCGCUCAAGUUUAUUUUAAAUAUAGACGCUCGGCCGGCAAGCGCACUCAAAAGACGCGCUCAAGUUUAUUUAAAAUAUAAUAGACGCGCGGCCGGCAAGCGCACUCAAAAGACGCGCUCAAGUUUAUUUAAAAUAUAAUAGACGCGCGGCCGGCAAGCGCACUCAAAAGACGCGCUCAAGUUUAUUUAAAAUAUAAUAGACGCGCGGCCGGCAAGCGCACUCAAAAGACGCGCUCAAGUUUAUUUAAAAUAUAAUAGACGCGCGGCCGGCAAGCGCACUCAAAAGACGCGCUCAAGUUUAUUUUAAAUAUAGACGCUCGGCCGGCAAGCGCACUCAAAAGACGCGCUCAAGUUUAUUUUAAAUAUAGACGCUCGGCCGGCAAGCGCACUCAAAAGACGCGCUCAAGUUUAUUUAAAAUAUAAUAGACGCGCGGCCGGCAAGCGUACUCAAAAGACGCGCUCAAGUUUAUUUUAAAUAUAGAUGCGCGGCCGGCAAGCGCACUCAAUAUAGACGCGUCUGAAACAAAACUCGUGUUCAAGGAAGCGCUUUGAGAACCAGAAGACAGCGGCACGUCCUGCGUUUCCCAUGCGUUUAAGAUGUCAAUGAACCCUAAUGCAAAAAUUCUUCCAAUAAGUGGUCGGGACUCGGGACACAAUCAACUUGUGCAUAAAGCGGCGGGAACAUCUCUCACCCGCAAAUACGCGUCAUCCCGGUGGCAUGACAACACCGGCCCUCGUGGCCAAAAAAAACAUACCGGCCCACCGGGAAUCCUCCCGGUUCUCCCUAUGGCCAAUCCGGGCCUGGUGGUGGCUGACGUAGCUUCUCUAUGCGUUUCAAAAGCGAGGGGUGAGCAGUGAACUGAGCCAUUGGUUGCAAUUCGCAACCUCACCACUAGAUGUCGCUACAAUUUACACACUGCACCUUUAAUGACCAUUAAUGUUUAUUUUUUGCUCUCUUCAAUCUGUUAAAAAAAGUAAAAAUAAAUACCAUAAAAUAACGGGCACAAUAAAUUACAGAAAUUUUCCAUGAUACAAAAAUAUUUUUUUUCUGUAAUUUUAUGUUAAGAAACAUGCACACAAAAAAACAACAACACAAUUGUCAAACAAAAUGGACUAACAUAAAUUCUGUAUUUAGUGCGAUAUCUCUUGGCACGAAAACUAUUCUGUUUUUUUAAUAUUGCAUACAAAUGCAUGUUGUAUUUUUAUAAAGAGACUGAGCAAUAAUUAUAUAUGGCCAUUAUGCAUUGGUGGCCUAAGACUUUUGCACAGUAUUGUAUUAAAGUACAAUGGUUUUAUAAUCUGAUACCCCUCAUUGUACCACAUUACAGCCACAGUGCUAUAUUAGGGUGCAGCAGAAGUUUUCUUUAUGUAUUUAUACAAAUAAAAAACUACUGUUAUAUUAAUAACAAAUGCAAAAGAUGUGGAGGCUUGUUUUGCUUUGUCACUUCUGUAAAUGCACACAUUUGCACACGGACAUGAACGCAUCAUUAGCACUUCCUAAACAGUUUUUGUAGUAAAACAAACCUGAAAUACUUCAAAUACAUUGAUAUUGGGUGAUAUUUUUGUUAUAUAAUGCUAUUUUUGUCCACAGUCAUCUGCCAGGCCCAGUCUCAGAAGCCAUUAUCAUUCGACUCAUUUGCAUGCCCAAAUGCCACCAUGCCAAUCAUCAGCAAUACCAACCAAGACUUUAGCAACCUGUCAGUCAGCACAGAUGACAGCAGUCUCGAUCUGUACUUCACAGACAUCCCAGAGACCGAAACCAUCAAAGGUGUGUACUUUCAACGGGCCCAGAGACUACAGAACGUCUCAUCAUCCAGAGACGUGGACCACAGUAAACUGGCCCUCAUCAACGUCGGAGGGGAUCGCUACACGUUUCCCUGGAGCACGCUGGAGCAAUUUCCUCUUUCUCGUCUGGGACAGUUACGUCACUGCAGUAACCUGGAUGACAUAGCCCGGCUUUGCGACGACUACGAUGAGAACAGGCGAGAAUUCUUCUUCGACCGUAGCUCCACGGCCUUCAGGGUGAUCCUAAACUUCCUGGCUGCAGGCAAACUCAGGCUGCUGCGGCAGGUGUGUGCCGUGUCGCUGUCAGAUGAGCUCGCGUACUGGGGCAUCGACCCCGGUCACAUGGAGCGCUGCUGCAGGCGCAGGAUGCUGACACGUGUGGAGGAGGUGGCAGAGAGGAAGAGGAAAGAGAAAGAAAGGAGGGAGAAGAGGUUGACUGUACAGAGAACCGAGGCACGGGAGAAGGGCUUCCCAGGGGUCACGAGAUGUCUACAGGACAUAGUGGAUAACCCUCAAUCUGGAUGGCUUGGGAAGAUCUUUGCGUGUUUCUCUGUGAUCAUGAUUGGUGUGACAGUGAUCAGCCUGUGCAUCAGCACUAUGCCUGAUCACGAAAGCAGGGGUGAAUGCUUGGACAAGUGUCGCAACAUAUUCAUAGUAGAGACGGUGUGCGUGGCCUGGUUCUCUCUGGAGUUUAUGUUACGCCUCCUACAGGCUCAAAGCAAACUGCAGUUCCUACGCAAUCCACUCAACAUCAUAGACGUAAUAGCCAUUCUGCCGUACUACAUCUCCUUAGUAGUUGAUAAAGAUGAGAUGGAGGAGGCCAAGCUUCACGGGAGCGCUGGAGCAGGUCACGGAUAUUUAGACAAGCUGGGUUUAAUCCUGCGUCUCACGCGUGCCCUCCGGAUCCUGUACGUGAUGCGGUUGGCACGACAUUCGCUGGGCCUUCAGACUUUGGGUUUGACCAUGCAGCGAAGCAUGCGAGAGUUUGGACUUCUUCUACUUUUUCUCUGUGUGGCUGUGGCUCUCUUCUCACCUCUCGUCCACUUGGCAGAGAAAGAAUUUGCAAAGAAGAAAGAUCUAGGCACCCACAGCUUUAGCAGCAUCCCUGCGUCCUAUUGGUGGGCGAUCAUAUCUAUGACAACAGUCGGAUAUGGAGAUAUGGUACCGCACAGCAUACCCGGUCAGGUCGUGGCCUUUAGCAGCAUACUAAGUGGCAUCCUCAUUAUGGCUUUUCCCGCUACGUCGAUCUUCCACGUGUUUUCUCGUUCAUAUCUCGAACUUAAGCAUGAACAAGAAGAUAUUCGUAAGGAGGAGCGAGCAGCCAGUCUGGAUGUCAGUGCUAAAGAGGACAUCCAGAGAGGCUUGGACAGACACUCUUUCUCUUGGGUCAAUGCAAACAGUAAUAGUCUACCCAAGAGCCAUAAUAGUCUAUGCAUCAACAACACCUAAGCCAUUAUUUACAUACCAACUUUCCUGCCAAAAGAAAAUUGGCUUUAUAAGUUCCACUCGAACAAACUUAAAGGUAAACUAACACAUAUAAAUUUAAGUUUGCUUGAUUUGAAUCAGAUUUUCUUCAUACCAUAGAAAAAUUCUGCUGUAGGCGAAGCUAAUGAACACCAAAGAGUAUUAUUAGUUUAAAGGGGUCAUAUGAUGCGAUUUCAUGUUUCCCUUUGUCUUUCGAGUGUUGAAAGCUGUUUGUGCAUAUAGAAGAUCCAUAAAGUCACAAAGAUAAAAAUUUCAAACCCAAUGAUAUAUUCUUUAUAAAAGUGAAUGUGGAGAACCUUUGGAAGCUGAUAUUUCAAGUAUGGUAAGGGGCGUAACAUUUCCUUUAUGCGCAUGAGGUAUUCAGCCAAUCAUAGCGCACUGGACAGCUAGCCAAUUAGAGCACACUGCUUUUUCAGAACGAUAAGCUUUUUAAAAAGCAAUGUACACAAUAUAAACAAUAAUGUACUGCAAUGUACGGUUUGUGGAAAAUAAUGGUACGUAAACCAUGUAAAUGCAUUGCAUUACACAAAAUACACCAAAUAAUGUUAUUUUAAGCUAUGUCAUAUGACCCCUUAAAAUGCUUUUUAUUAUUGU
Misgurnus anguillicaudatus (oriental weatherfish) is the source of this 4314-nucleotide messenger RNA. It is a transcript of the gene kcng4b, whose product is annotated as potassium voltage-gated channel, subfamily G, member 4b. Lineage: Eukaryota; Metazoa; Chordata; Actinopteri; Cypriniformes; Cobitidae. The record is from RefSeq and is a predicted model, not a curated record. Gene Ontology annotation, molecular function: delayed rectifier potassium channel activity. Gene Ontology annotation, biological process: action potential; protein homooligomerization; potassium ion transmembrane transport. Gene Ontology annotation, cellular component: voltage-gated potassium channel complex; membrane.